Messenger RNA from Salmo salar (Atlantic salmon), 2423 nucleotides. Its product is annotated as proteasome subunit beta type-5-like. The record is from RefSeq and is a predicted model, not a curated record. Gene Ontology annotation, cellular component: cytoplasm; proteasome core complex. Lineage: Eukaryota; Metazoa; Chordata; Actinopteri; Salmoniformes; Salmonidae.
CAAACAGACCCCGACCUGGACUCUCAAAGAAAAAACAUAAGAAUCAAUGAUUAACAGUGGAGGGGAAUUAAAUAUGGAUAAAUAGGUUACUUUACAUAUUGAGGGACACAUUUUUCAAUGGCAUUACAGGAUCUGUGCGGUUUCAAGGACUCUUUUCUCAACUCUAGAUGGAAUUUUCAAGCUUCACAUCGCAUGGCCCAGGAAGACACCUGCAUGCUUUUUGGGAAGAGAACCAGAGAUAUAUCAAGCAGGGGAUUGUCGUGGAGCAACAGUGAGAGCCCACUGCAUCUUUAUAUACCAGCUGCGGAAUACCUCAGUGAAAGCCCGAUACAGUUUGGCCAAAUCAACCCCAACACUGCACCAAACCAUAUCACCCCCCUUCACCAGGAUUCAAACCUACCUUUCCUCUCUUUUCCUCCUGGCUUUCCUCCCUCCUCCUCUCCCUCUGUCCCUCUGCCUUUCCCCAUGUCUCAUGGCACCACCACCCUGGCCUUCAUGUUCCAGGGGGGAGUGAUAGCUGCAGCAGACACACGGUCCAGCUGCAAUGGGCUGGUGGCCUGCCCAGCCUCCCAGAAGAUCCUGCCUGUCCACUCCCACUUGGUGGGCACCACCUCGGGCACAUCCGCCGACUGUGCCCUAUGGAAGAGGAUCCUGGCUCGGGAGCUCCGGCUUUACCAGCUCCGCCAUGGCAGAAGGCUGUCCACAGCUGGCGCUGCCAAGCUACUAGCCCACAUGCUGCACCCGUUUAAGGGCACUGAGCUGUGUGUGGCAGCCACUCUGUGUGGUUGGGACGGAGGUGAGGUGGAGACAGGUCCUCUUGAGCAUGGCAGCAAAGGGGCGGAUCAGCAAGAGAACAGAUCAAAGAUGGGGAGUGAAACAGAUGAUCUGGAAAAGACAUCAGAAAGUGACUCAAUCUCUCAAGCAGAGGCACGGGGAAGGAAUCCGUGCCUCUCACCAGCCAUGAGUCGGCAACACUGUUCUGCUGGAGGUAAACAGUUAGUGCUCUCUGGCCCCAGCUUGUACUAUGUCUGCAGUGACGGGACUCGCCUGCAGGGAGCGCUGUUCUCUGUGGGAUCUGGCUCGCCCUAUGCCUACUCUGUGCUGGACGGAGGGGUACAGUGGGGGCUGACGGUGGAGGAGGCCAUCUCACUGGCCAGAGAGGCUGUGUACAGGGCCACACACAGGGAUGCAUACUCUGGGAACUGUGUGGAUGUGUACCAUAUCACCUCACAUGGGUGGACUCGCAGGGACAGAGAGGAACUGAGAGAGGAGUAUUACAGAGAGAAGGAGAGAGAAAGAGUGAAGGUGAAGGGAAGGAGGGAGAAACAGGAAGGAGUGGAAGAUGGGCAGAGCAGUGGUAGAAAGAAGUGAAACUAAAGAAGGCAAAAGAGAGUUGGAAAUAAAGGCUUAGAAGAAGAAAGAAAACAAGAAACUUGUAAGGGACCAAUAACUGUACCCUACAGGGUUUUACUGAGAUUGUUUGUAGACCGAUGAAUAUUGAUCCUUUUUGUAAACAUCAGAGGUCAUGUGUUAAUUUAUGUUCAAAACCAGAUUAUGGACUAGAUUAUUCACAUGAUUCACAUUUAUUCUUGAUAGAAAUGUAGUGCUUGAUUUAGAAUUUAGUCUUGAACCACAAUGGCGUUGAAUUAAAAACAUAAUAAUUUCUGAGAAUUGCCAAGAAGACUCUGGAGGCAUUAAUGCAAGAUGUCCCUGGACUGCAGAAGGAAAGUGGGCCACAACCUGGUCCUCAACCUGCAUCUACCUUGUUUCCUGUGAAUGGGACAACCACGGGGAGUCUAUGGUAAGGCUCAUAGAGGUUUUGAAGGAGGCUCCUCUCCUCUGGGGUCGGCCCAGGCUGCAGGGCUGGAUGAGGAUGUGCGGGCCCUGUCCACAUGCUGGAGGCUCUGUGCCUCUCGGGAGAUAAAAGGGGCACGAUCUGCCAGUAGAAAGAAGUAAGGCCAAGAGGUCACUGUUGGGUGCGCCUCUAUCUUAUCAAAGGAUAUGCAUGGUUUCUUGGGGUAGGGAGGCGGGAUAGGUUAAUAAGAAUAAUAAUGAUAUGAAUUUAUUACAUUUCUAUAGCGCUUUUCAUAGAAUCUCAAAGCGCAUAAAGAGCAAAAAAACAAACAAGCAAUAUAUCAUGACAGGUCAACCAAGGUUGAAGAUCAGGUGAGGCUGUAAAAUCCAUUAAAGUAUUUUUUAAGGUAAAUCAAUCAUACUGUGUGUUCAGAGAUCUUCAGUACAGUAAAACUACAUGUAAUUUCUCUCAACAAAUAAGAAAUAUGUGUCAUGAAGCCUAAUACUGCAUUUUCAUCAUUGUGAACCAUCAUAUUUUCAUAAAGAUUUUUCUUUAUCAUGUGUUAACAAACUUCUACUAAAUAAUAACCCAUAAUGAACUUCUAUAAUAUCGAAAUACCCUUUUCCUC